Caenorhabditis sp. 36 PRJEB53466 is the source of this 1793-nucleotide messenger RNA. The record is from the annotation of a GenBank genome assembly. Lineage: Eukaryota; Metazoa; Nematoda; Chromadorea; Rhabditida; Rhabditidae.
AUGAGUGCGAAGAAAAGAGUUGCCGUUAUUGGUGCUGGAGCUUCUGGAUUGCCAUCUAUCCGGUAAGUAUAUCUAAAUUCGCUCAAAAAGUACAGUCCUCAUUUUCAGUCAUGGAUUGCUCUAUGGUGCGGAUGUUACUUGCUUCGAAGCUUCUGAUGAUGUGGGAGGGCUUUGGAGAUACAAGUCCCAUGAAACGAACGGUAAUAUAAGUUUUAUUUUAUAUAAAAUGCAUUUAUUCCCUGCUCCAACUCUUGACCACUUCAGAAUCGUCGGUUAUGAAAACGACAGUGAUCAACACCUCGAAGGAAAUGACGGCGUAUUCGGAUUUCCCCCCGCAGGGUGGCCUCGCCAACUUCAUGCAUAACACGGAAAUGCUCAAUUAUUUUAAGUCAUACGCUGAGCAUCACGGGCUCAUGAAGCAUAUCAAGCUCCGUCACCGCGUGCUCAAUGUGGAGAGAUCGAAGAAUUACGAGAACGAUGGAACCUGGAAGGUCACCUACCAGACUCCGGAAGGAAAGACUUUGGAGGAGGUGUUCGACGGAGUUCUCGUGUGCUCCGGCCAUCACGCCAUUCCUCACUGGCCCACUCCGUUCCCCGGACAGAACGAAUUCAAGGGGAGAAUCCUUCAUUCGCACAGCUACAAGGAUCACAACGGAUACGAAGACAAGGUGGUUGUGGUUGUCGGAGUCGGAAACAGCGGAAUCGACGUGGCAGUCGAAUUGUCUCGCAUUGCCAAACAAGUCUAUUUGGUGACUAGAAGAGGAACUUGGCUCAUUCCAAAGUUGGAGACUCGUGGAUUGCCGUUCGACGUCAUCAUGAACACGUAAGUCAUUCUUUUUGCUCUUCUCAAAAACCUCGUUUUUCCAGACGCUUCUUUUCUCUGUACAAACUGUUCCCUCAAUUCAUGUUGAACACUCUAGUCGAGUACCGUAUCAACCAGCGAAUCGAUCAUGACUUGUACGGCCUGAAACCAGCCCACCGUGUCUUCUCUGCUCAUCCUUCGCUCAAUGAUGAACUUCCGAACCGAAUUGCCAACGGAACUGUCAGAAUCAAGCCGAACAUCAAGAAGUUCGACCGUCACGCCAUUCAUUUCGACGACGGAACGAUUAUUUCACACGUGGAUGAAGUCGUCAUGUCGACCGGUUACUCGUUCGAGUUCGAUCUGAUCGAGCACGGAAAACUGGUGCCAGUGAGCGAGAAUGAGGUUAACCUCUUCAAGUACAUGUUCCCAGUGGCCACUUCGGAUCACAACUCGCUGUGCAUCAUCGGGCUUAUUCAGGUAUUUUUGAAAAACAUUUCCAGUGGAAAAUCAUCAUCUGUUCCAGCCGUUUGGAUCCAUCAUGCCUGUCUCCGAGCAACAAGCUCGUGUGUUCUUCGCAAAUCUCUUCUCGGGAAACAACAUCAUUCCCCGCAAAACUCAGAUGACUGCUGACGUCGAGAACAAGAAAGAAGCAAUGGCGAAGCAGUUCGUCAAGUCCAGAAGACAUACCAUCCAAGUGGACUACAUCCCGUACAUGGACGAGCUCGCCGAACUCAUCGGCUGCCAGGUGCCCAUCUUCCGCUCUCUGCUCACCGAUCCCCUGCUCGGUCUUCGUCUUUUCUUCGGCCCGAACGCCGGUUACUGCUACCGUCUCACCGGCCCACACACGUGGCAGGGUGCCAGAAAGGCCAUCAUGACCAUCGAUCAGCGCGUCCGACAGGCGACCACCACCAAGCCAGAACCGACCAACUACACCAUCCCGCUGCUGAUCUCCACUCUCAUUCUGUUCGCAAUCAUUUACUUUUCCUUGUAA